Frankliniella occidentalis (western flower thrips) is the source of this 521-nucleotide messenger RNA. It is a transcript of the gene Arl2, whose product is annotated as ADP-ribosylation factor-like protein 2. The record is from RefSeq and is a predicted model, not a curated record. Gene Ontology annotation, biological process: protein folding. Gene Ontology annotation, cellular component: cytoplasm; microtubule cytoskeleton. Gene Ontology annotation, molecular function: GTPase activity; GTP binding. NCBI's taxonomy places the organism in Eukaryota, Metazoa, Arthropoda, Insecta, Thysanoptera, Thripidae.
AACUCCCCCUUCCCUCCGCCUCCGCCUGCGUACCUCACCAUAACCAAAAAGUCAUAACAAACAACUGUAUCAACAAAACGGAAAUUUGCUCAGAUUUUAGUAUGGGUCUCCUUACUGUUUUGAAAAAGUUGAAGCAGAAAGAAAAAGAGAUGCGUAUUUUGAUGUUAGGUUUAGAUAAUGCUGGUAAAACAACAAUUCUCAAGAGAUUUAAUGGUGAAGAUAUCGACACAAUAUCCCCUACUCUUGGAUUCAAUAUUAUUACUCUUGAGCAUCGAGGAUUCAAGCUUAAUGUUUGGGAUGUCGGAGGUCAGAAAUCUUUAAGGUCGUAUUGGCGUAAUUAUUUUGAGUGCACAGAUGGGCUCAUAUGGGUUGUAGACAGUGCAGAUAAGAGACGUCUCUUAGAUUGCAAAAAGGAACUCCACCAGCUACUUGAUGAAGAGAGACUUGCUGGUGCAACACUACUUGUUUUUGCUAAUAAGCAAGACUUGGCAGGAGCAUUAUCAUUUGAAGAAAUACGAGAC